GCUCCCGUCAGUCGCCGACCAUCUCCCACGGCCGCAGCAUCGCGACCCGACCCAGGCCCCGAACCGCCCGCGACGCCGACUCGCACGUCGCCGAGGCCGCCGCGCCGACCACGACGGCUACGAAGUCGUCGGUCCGAGGCCGCGAGAAAAACAAAAACAACACAUAACGGGAAAAAAAAUUACCGCGAGUUUUCAAACGAGCGGGAAAUUGUUUCGCGCCGCGAGUUGAGUGAAGGCAAUAAGUGAAGUGACAUCGGAUUUUGUGGAAUACCUACAGAACUCAGCCAAAAACUUGGGGACGACAAGAACUUAUCCGAACAUCUCAAGCUCCCAAUCCAACGUAUUAACGACUAUCAACUUUUGCUCAAGGAGUUGGUAAGGUAUUCAUCCAGGCUUGGAGAGGACACGUCCGACCUUGGCCGCGCUCUCGAGUUGAUGCUAGGGGUCCCUCACCGGGCCAACGACAUCAAGUUCAUCUCGAAUAUCGAGGGCUACCACGGCAACAUCUACAAGCUUGGAAGACUAUUGAGACACGACUGGUUCACUGUCACUUACCGGGACGGCAAGAACAAGGAACGAUACCUUUUCCUCUUCAAAGCUCGCAUUUUAGUGUGCAAAGUACGCAGGAUAUCGGAAGACCGAUCAGUGUUCGUGCUAAAGGAUAUUAUUAGGCUACCUGAGGUCGAGGUCAAGGACCUUCCCGACAACUCCAGGGCGUUUCAGCUGCGCCACCAGGACGGCGAAGUCCGACCCUACCCGCUGACCAUCUCGGCACACAACGACAGCGCCAAGGACGCGUGGCUCAAGGAGAUCCGGCUGUACGCCGCAGACUCGCUCGCUCUCGCCGAGCACGCGGCCGACGACCUACACCUCAAGGAGGACGAAGCCGUGUCCUCCUCGGUGACCGAGCCCCAGCAGCCACCCCGGCACAAGGUCAUCAUCCACAAGGUGCAGGUCGAGGAGGCGCCCCCGACCCCCGAGCCCCUCAUCGAGGAGCCCGUGACGCCGGCUCCGGACGCGAGCGCGCUCAAGCGCAAGGACGAGCCGCUUGCCGAGCUCGACGACAGCAAGAAGGCCAGAGUCGUCGAGGAGGUAUUCGAGGACGCCCUCGAGCACCUCCCGGAGGAGGACAACGUCCAGGAGGAGGAGGUGAAGCAGGAGGAGGUGAAGCAGGAGGAGGUGAAGCAGGAGGAAGUGAAGCAGGAGAGUAGUCAGGACGCGGUCCAAAACGGCGACGACAUGUCCGAGUACGUGAGCAGGAGGUCGUCAGUGCGACGCGCCGGGAGCUCUCGCACGGACGUAGAGG
Frankliniella occidentalis (western flower thrips) is the source of this 1306-nucleotide messenger RNA. Its product is annotated as obscurin-like. Gene Ontology annotation, cellular component: cytoplasm. NCBI's taxonomy places the organism in Eukaryota, Metazoa, Arthropoda, Insecta, Thysanoptera, Thripidae. Gene Ontology annotation, molecular function: guanyl-nucleotide exchange factor activity. The record is from RefSeq and is a predicted model, not a curated record.